Messenger RNA from Formica exsecta, 2787 nucleotides. Its product is annotated as DNA-binding protein D-ETS-6-like. Gene Ontology annotation, cellular component: nucleus. Gene Ontology annotation, molecular function: DNA-binding transcription factor activity, RNA polymerase II-specific; sequence-specific DNA binding. The coding region runs from base 1068 to 2237 and encodes 389 amino acids. NCBI's taxonomy places the organism in Eukaryota, Metazoa, Arthropoda, Insecta, Hymenoptera, Formicidae. The transcript has 6 exons. Gene Ontology annotation, biological process: regulation of transcription by RNA polymerase II; cell differentiation. The record is from RefSeq and is a predicted model, not a curated record.
CCUCGCAUAUUAUUUCAAGUUGUUACGUUACGUUUCAAACGACCGUUAAUAAACGCAGAACUCGAGUCAGUUACGAAGAAAUAUGAGAGAAAUAUUCUCGGAAUAUUAAUAGUCAUAACGCACAAAAAACCAGCUGGCAUUAGAAAUACAAAGAUUGAUUUUUGUCACUGAAAUAUUUCCUCGUAUCGCGAAAUGAAAUCUACCGAACGUGACGAUUUACGAUAGAGGCGAAAGAAUAAAGAUCGGGAGAAAGAUGUGCGAUACGUUUAUUAAUACCAAUGCGGAAAAAGCCGUAUCCUCUUAAUCACGUACCGGUGGGAAUUGGCAAGAAGAAAAGGAGAAAAAAAGACGUAAGAAUAAGGAUGAGCAAUCGGGCGUGAUUCAGCGGUCGACGAUGCACGGACCCGAAAGCAACUUGAUCGAGAGUGGCUGAGCUGUACGGCUUUUAAUUCCGGGAAUUCAUAUUUCGCCAAUCGAGUCCUCGGUCGCCGCGUGCUUGCCUGGCGAGGCCCGACCCUCAGCCUCGCUCGUGAUUUCGUUUCAUUUACAUCGACGACGAUGGCUAGAUCGAAAGAUCGCUUCGACGUAACGGUAUGUUUUAUUACUCGAUAUUACGCACGUUGUGACAAGAUUAUAUCGCGAACGAGAAAACUAAUUGGAAACGAUCGAUUUCGCGUAGAUAAUCAAAUAAUUGUCUAGAUAUUCGUAAUAAUAAGUGUAGAAAAAAAAAAUGCGGUUUAUAUGCAAAAAAAAAUACAAGUGCAGCAUGAAUGGUGUAAACGAAGAUUUGAGAAAUUCCUGAAAUUUUUGGAGUAAUUAAAUAUAUGUGGUGCCAAAAAUGACAAACCGAUUUUGACUUGACGCCGAAUUUGUAUAUGUGCGUGGAAAUGUGUUACGUUAAUUUGAGUCUAAUCCAGAUAGAGAAUUUCGAAAGUAUCUUGUUAAAUCUUGCGGUUUCGUUGGAGAAGAUCCUAUUUCCCAGUGUGGAUGAGUCAGCCGAUGGAGUUUGGUCGACGACGAUUAACGGUGAGAAUUCUUCUCUUCGAUAUCACACCUGAUGAAACAAAAUGGCAACGACGAAUUACGAAAUUGUGAAAGAAAAGCGCAAAAUCUAUCGAGCGAUGAAUCAAGAUUCGGAUACCGUAUCGGCUGAAGCAUCUGGCUCAAGAUCGAGCUUGGAAUCAGAAUUGAGAUCGAAACGUUACGAUAAUAAAAAGGUAUCAUCGAGCUACAAACAAACUCGUUUGACGCAUAGAACGGAUAACGCUGAAGUCGUAGAAUGCGUAAUCGUAUCGGAGAGCAACGAAAAAAAUGAUGACUCCAACAAUGAAGAUGCCGAUCACUUGGAGUCCGAACGAAUCAUGGUGCCAUCCGAUCCGUCCGAAUGGAAUUCCAGCCACAUAGCCUCGUGGAUCUCGUGGUGCGGCCGGACAUUUUCUAUAAGACCGAUCGCUGCGAUAUUUCCGUCGACCGGAAAGGAAUUGCUGAAAUUGUCCCUGCGAGAUUGGCAGAAUAUCGGCGGCGAGACGGGAGGUCGCAUUCUGGCGCGACACUUGGGCUAUCUUCAUCUACAAGCGACCGGCAUAUAUACUCCCGAUUUAUUGCAAGAGGAUGAGGAUAAUGCUGAGAGGUUCAGCCUCCUACAACGGACUUGCUCGCUGAUUGGAUCGACGGCUGGAGCUGGCAGCUCGGGGGCGGUCGGAGGCGGACAGGUCCAGCUCUGGCAAUUCCUGCUGGAGCUGCUCUCGGAUACGUCCAACGCGUCCUGUAUCGCGUGGGAGGGUUCGAACGGGGAAUUCAAGCUCACCGAUCCAGACGAAGUCGCGCGUCGAUGGGGCGAGCGUAAGAGCAAGCCGAAUAUGAAUUACGAUAAAUUGUCACGCGCUUUAAGAUAUUACUACGACAAGAAUAUAAUGACGAAAGUUCAUGGUAAACGUUACGCUUACAAGUUCGAUUUUCAUGGUUUGAUGAUGGCUUGUCAAUCUCAAGCCGGCAUUAUGACGCUGGAGGCAUCAACAUCGUCGCGUUUGACAAACAGCAACUGUCAUCCUCAUCACCAAGCUCAUCGUACUCAUCGUUUAUACCCAGUGGGGCCGUCGCCUACUCAACACUCUGUACAAUCCUCUUCCUUACAAUCGGGAUCAACACCGUCCACGCAACAACUACCGCCACCAGCACCACCGCCGCCACCACCACAUUACUGUUGGCCGUAUCAUCGAUGUUCGCCACCGACAUAACAUAGUCUUCAAUCGCUAUUAGGCAUGUGCGGUUACAUCGAUCGAUUAGUGUCGAUUUCAAUGGACGAUGAUUCGCGCUCAUUAAAUUUUAUUUUAUUCAUUCCUCUUUCUUUCUUUCUUUUAAUAACAGAUUGCAAUACAUCAUUGUCGAUUUUUGGAAUAAAAGGAACAUUAUCGAAACUUGUUGGUGCAUCGUUUUAGUGUACUUAUUCAGCAUAUUGUACUUAAUGGGACUCGGGACUUUUGAAAUGGUGAAAAAUUAAGUACACUGAAACAAUACACCAGCAAGUUUCGAUGAUGUUUCUUUCAUUCCAAAAAAUCGGCAAUAAUGUAUUACAAUUUGUGAUCAAAUUUUAAUGUUUUUUUUUUUAUAUCAAAUAAUUUGUGGCAAACAAUUCAUUACAUUAUCCAUAUUUGUCGCGUUCAAAAGCCCUUGGUUUUCUUGGGCGAAUCAUAUAUGUAACGACAAUUAAUAAUAAUAUUGAAAAUCAAUAGUAAUUUCACAAAAACGCGAGUAUGUAAAAUAUUUCAAACUUCUAAAUAUUGCAAG